Molecule: messenger RNA, 3280 nt
Organism: Xenopus tropicalis (tropical clawed frog)
Lineage: Eukaryota; Metazoa; Chordata; Amphibia; Anura; Pipidae
Gene: dnaaf5
Product: dynein, axonemal, assembly factor 5
Exons: 13
Coding region: 156-2675 (839 amino acids)
Cellular component (GO): cytoplasm
Source: RefSeq, a predicted model, not a curated record
UUUUGCCGGAGGAGGUCCUGACGCUUCUGUUGCCUAGCAACACGCUAGUUCCCUUCCUGUUGCUGAGACGCUGCGCGUUGUCGAUAAAGUUUGUGUUGUUUUGUACGCGCCGUUGCCCAGGCGGCUUGCGUGCUUGGUUACCAAGAGUUCCAACAAUGGCGGCGGACGGUGAGCAGCGUGCGACUUCCGAAGUGACUCAGGCCCUUGCCCGGCAUCUAAAUUGCCUUAACGAUGAGAAUAAAAUGACAAGGAAGAGGGCACUGGCUGCCAUUCAGAAAGAAGCCAUGAACGAACGGCUGUCCAGUGCUGUUCUGCAGGACGUCUUUUUGGAGUUGCUUAAACCCCUACUCAGGUGCCUGUCAGACCCCAUGGAGAAGUGCCGGGAGUUGUCUGUCCAAAUCAUAGUGCAUUGCGUUAGUAAUGUGCCCAGGCCAGAGGAUUCCCUGCCCUACUUGAUGCCAGCUCUCUCCCAGCGUCUGGGCCAACAGGAAGUUGUAGAACCCUCUGAAGAGCUGAGACUAUCCAUGGUCGAGCUAUUGAGUCUGGUGGUGGAGGUGUGUGGGAAGAAGUUGGCCCCUUACCUGGAUGAGAUGAUUAAAAUUUUCCAGAGGACGAUUGUAGAUCCCUUCCCAGAUGUGAAGAAAGAGAGCUGCAAGUGUGCCUCAAACUGUGCCCAAUGUAUACCAGAGCACUUUCACAUGCAAGCAGAGUCCCUGAUUAAGCCCCUGAUGCAAACAAUUUCACACCAGCAUUCUAAAGUCCGUGUCGCUGUUAUUCAGACAACUGGAACAGUUAUACAAUUUGGCAGUGGGAAAUCUGUUGAUGAUGUUAUGUCCCAUCUUGCACAGAGACUUUUUGAUGACUCAAUCCAGGUCAGGCAAGCAGUAACUGUUGUAGUAGGGGACUGGCUUUUGCAACUGCGAGACCGAUAUUCUUUUUACCAUAAACUGAUACCUCUUCUGCUGAGCAGCACUACAGAUGAAAUUCCUGAAAUCAGAAAAUUGGCUCUUGAUUAUUGGGAGAAAAUUGGUUCACAGUGGGAAAAGGAGAACGAAGAGGAUUUAAAAGAUAAACUUGACUUCAGUGCUCCAUGUCCUUUAUAUUACCCAGCAGGGGUACAAAGACCUGGAUUAGGAUGCCGGGAGCUAAUUUUCAGAAAUCUUUCCAAAAUUCUGCCAGCCAUCAGUCGAGAUGUAACAGACUGGGUUGCUGGAACAAGGAUUAAGGCUUCCCAGCUUCUAGCUGUGCUGCUGCUACACGGAGAAGAUCAUAUUACUCAGCACAUGGAACUUUUACUUAGCACUCUGUACCGCUCAUGCCUGGAUGAAGAGCCGCAAGUUGUGAUCAAUAGUGUAAAAUCCGCUGAGUUAAUUGGAACAUUUGUGAACCCUGAGGUGUUUCUGAAGUUGAUUUUGCCUGCACUUCAAAAAUCUCCACUGGCAUCUCAUCUAAUGACUCUGGCUGCAUGUAUAAGAGGAUGUUCAAGGGAAUUGCUCAAGACCCACUUAACUAAGAUAGCCAGUGUCAUUUCUCAAUCAGAGAUCUGCCAAGGAUCAGAAAAGGUUCUCUACCAAGAGCAGAUGCUGUGCUGCAUCCAGUCCUUAAUUGGAAUGUGCCGGCAGGACUGUACAGAGGUUAGCUUACCGUGCAUGAAAGUUCUUAUCGCAAUACUUGCCAGCCCAGCGUCUGAAAGCCUUAAUAAUAAGGUACAGGAUACAUUACUGUCAUUAUCAGAAGUGCAAGGUUUGAAUGGGCCCCAUGAUCUCUACAGGCAACACAUGCAACAGCUGUUGGACUGGGUAUCAGAAAGUCACAAUCACUGGACCAGUUAUUCAGUGGAGCAAAUACAGUUUGAAGUUAUUGCUGUUGAGUCUGGUCCUGUGAUGGGAGAAACUCUUCACCUGUUCGUGCCAAUUCUGAAGACGUGCCUUCAACCAACACGAGAACCACAGAUGCGCCUGAAGCUUUUUACAAUGCUGUCAAAACUGCUGCUGAAAGCAAGCGAAACAGUCAACUCCCAAGGGCAGCUCCAUAGAUAUUUUGAAAGCUUUAUAAAGAAUAUGAUAAUGCCAAACCUCAAGUGGCAAGCUGGGAGAACAGCAGGAGCCAUCCGAACUGUCGCAGUAUCAUGCUUGUGGGUUCUUCUCCAGAGUGAAACUCUAACACAUCAAGAGGUUCUUCAGGUAGAAGACGAUUUGAUGCCUCAGGUCAUCACGACAUUGGAAGAGGAUUCAAAGAUGUGUCGGCUAAUGUCUUGCCGCAUUAUCAGAGCCCUUCUGAGUGCUUGUGAGCGACAGCUGCACCCUGAUAAACUGAACAAGAUUUAUCCUGAACUCUUAAAGAGGCUGGACGAUGCAUCCGACGAGGUUAGAGCUGCAGCUGCUAAAACCCUGAGUCACUGGUUUAAAUGCAUCAGCGAUGAGUAUGAUAGGACUACAUAUAAGGGCCAUCUUGAGUUUUUAUACAGAGGGUUGCUGGUACAUCUUGACGAUCCAGAUGCAAGUCUCCAAGUUAUUGUUCUAGAUCUGCUGAAGGAAGGAAGUGCUGUUUGCCCAUCCCUUUUAGUGCAAGAAAUAGAAGCAGUCCGACACAAGCACAGAUCUCCGGCUUACUGUGAUCAGCUUUUACAGCACAUUGAGACGUAUACAAGCAGUACGCCUACAGAAUGCACAUAGUUUGCAGCAGCACAGGAAUACGUCACUCAGGUUCAAGCAGCUGGCUCUUCCCAUCCUCCUGUACUAUUUUUAAACCUAUAUUUAUUUUGCAUUGUCUAUAAUGAAAACUUCCCCAUACCCAAAUGCAUAUUCAGUGGCCUGAAAGCACAGCCAUUGGGUUACAGAAGAGGAUUUGUUCCGAAGGAUCCUGACAGUUUCUGCACAUGCGCCAAUCAUAAUGCGUUUCUGCUUCCUAGAAAUACAGGAGGAUAUGAAUGGACAUCUCCCAGAACAGAAAUGCGAUUGAUGAGACGACAAGUUGCACAGCUACUUUCCCAAAUUUAGAUUUGUACAUUCUCUUUAGUUGCAUUUUAGAGCAGCAGGAAUUAAGAUUGCACAUCAAGGAGAUCACCAUUAGUUAUGCAUAAUAAUCACCCUGAAACAAACUCAUUUGGUGUCCUGCCCCAGCAUUCAAGUGUAUGGUCAGACUUAAAACCUAUGCCUGUACUUCAUGAUCCUUUAGCGAUCUGACAGAUAAGUAGCACAUGGAUUUUUUCUAUAACUAAAAAAAUGAAUACUAUAAUUCUCAAGGGGCUGAAUAAAAAUGUUAUAUUUUUAACCAGUUA